UCCUGUUUUGUGCAACAAGGAAGCAAAGGACUCAUGAUUGUGGUCUCACCAUUUGUUUGUUGUGAGGGCUAAUAUGCUGCGAUAACAGUGACGGGGAAAGCUCAUGCAUGUCAAAACCGGCCGUCUCAUAUUUUUCAUUGUUUGGGUAAAAAUGGCCCAGCUGCUGGCACAAGAAGAGAAGGAGAAAACUACUGCACUGAAAGAUUUGUUGUCCAGGAUAGACUUGGAUGAGCUCAUGAAGAAAGAUGAGCCUCCCCUCAACUUCCCCAAGACGCUGGAAGAGUUUGAGUACGCCUUUAAUGAACAGGGUCAGCUGAGACACACAAAGACAGGCGAGCCAUUUGUUUUUAAUUUUCGUGAGGAUCUGCACAGAUGGAAUCAGAAACGUUACGAGGCUCUGGGAGAGAUCAUUACACAGCAUGUGUACGAACGACUGGAGAAAGACUGCAACUUAAGAAAAGAAUUCCUCCCAGUAGAUGCCAUGGAAGAUGAACCGAAGAGUUUCAUCUACCUGAGCGAGGAUGCUCUGAUCAACCCAGACAAGCUUCUGGUUCUGAUCCAGGGCAGCGGGGUGGUCCGGGCCGGCCAGUGGGCCCGACGCCUCAUCAUCAACGAAGACCUGAACAGCGGAACCCAGAUCCCCUUCAUUACUCGGGCUAUGGAGGAGGGAUACGGCGUGAUUGUGCUGAACCCAAACGAGAAUUAUCUGGAGGUGGAGAAAGAGUCAGACCCCGACGCUCAGCCGUCUCCCGACGACAUGGAGGAGCCGGCAGAAAAGAGGGAGAGAAAGGAGGAGAAAGAGGGCAAGAAGAAGAGAGAUUUUUACGAGAAAUAUCGGAACCCGCAAAAGGAGAAAGAGACGGAGCAGAUUUUCAUACGGGACAACAAAUCUCCAGAGGAGCAUACACGCUAUGUAUGGGACCACUUCAUCUCCAAAUCACUAGCCAAGAAUGUCUUCUUUGUGGCUCACAGCUACGGAGGCCUGUGUUUUGUGGAUCUGAUGAUCCACAGGGAGGAGGAGGUGAAGAAACGUGUGUGUGCUGUAGCAAUGACGGACUCAGUGCACAGUCUGUGGCAUCAGGAGGCAGAGAGAUCCAUUCUGGACUGGAUGCAGGAGCGCUGCUGCAACUGGGUGUCGAGCUCCGAUCCUCUGGACACACCCCUGGACAACAUGCUGCCUGACUGCCCCCGAGUUUCUGCAGGUACGGAAAAACAUGAAUUGACAUCCUGGAGAAGCUUCAAUUCCAUCUUCCACUUUUUCUCCGAGCUUUUGGAAGGUCAGGAGAGCGAGGACAAACCCUCCACCACCAUGACAACACGGAGCGCCAACCGCGCAAAACAGCAUGAGGACUUAUAA
Molecule: messenger RNA, 1357 nt
Organism: Chanos chanos (milkfish)
Lineage: Eukaryota; Metazoa; Chordata; Actinopteri; Gonorynchiformes; Chanidae
Gene: arb2a
Product: ARB2 cotranscriptional regulator A
Exons: 11
Coding region: 104-1357 (417 amino acids)
Biological process (GO): regulatory ncRNA-mediated heterochromatin formation
Cellular component (GO): nucleus
Molecular function (GO): siRNA binding
Source: RefSeq, a predicted model, not a curated record